GACGUAACACAUACGGGGGAGAAGGAACGAGAGCGGUGCCAAAGAAAAGAACAGAGUAAAAAUCAAAACUCUCAAGUCUGCCUAACCUAAUCCGAUAGUGACCCUCUAACCUAAACUACUAAAAAUAAAUACGAAAAACAAAACCUAACUGGCCGUUCUACGCUAUUUAUAUCAAACAAAGUACAGGGAGUGGCACCCGCCCCUAACCUAGUGUGUCUAUACAGUGAUCUACCUACGUGCGAGCAGACGUGUCAGUGAAUAUAACAUAAACCGUAUCUUACCUGUUCACUUCUCCCCAGACAAUACACAGUAUAACAAAUAAUAACAAGGGGUAGAAGACACUUGGAAACAAUUAAGUGGCAAACACACACGCAGGAAUACACAAGCACAACAAAUGACAUGCGGAUAAUUACAGAAUACAGUGGAAAUGAGCAAGUAUGGCAUGAAGCCCGGCGACGGAGAACGGAAGGGUUUUUGAAUUGUCGCGCUGUUUCGGAUUGGGUGCUGGAGCGGGGCUCGAAUGAUGAGUGACGUGCCGGGAACCAAUAGCAGAUGGACACCUAGAUGAAGGAGAUGCGUGGAGAGGAGAAUGGAAAAACACAGAGGAGAAAGAAAACAACAAAACAAACACAUACACACGCGUGGGGACGUAACACCUGAUUUCCAUCUCUUUAUAGAGUAUAUAUAACCGAGCGAUUCUGUCAUCUCACCCAGCACAGCUCCACACUCUGAUCCAGAGUCCAGCAGCUCCUCUCUCUGAUCCAGAGUCCUGCACCUCCUCUCUCUCUGCUUGCAGUCUCCAGUCAAAAUGAACCCAGCGAUGAAACUGAGCGCUCUGCUGAUCGUCGUGCUGCUCGGCUCUCUAGAGCUUGUCUCUUCUGCUGCGGGCUCUGGCACAGGGGCGGACUGCUGCACAAAAUAUGAAAAAAGGAAGAUCCCACUAGCAAUGGUGGUCUCCUGGCAUGAAACCAGCAGCAGCUGUCCCAAAGCAGCCUAUGUGUUUGUUACCAAACGCGGAAAGCGCAUAUGUGUGGAUCCUACUCAUGGUUGGGUGAAGAGCCACGCAGCUCAGGUGGACAGCAGGUCAGCCACCACUGUAGUGCCAGGAACCAGCAAGAUGAACACUAAAGCCUAAGGACAGCCCUAACACCCCAGCGGGCUGUCAAUCUGUACGAAGACUUCCUGUUGGACACUGCGAUGGGACACACAAGAACAUAAGACUGGAAUGUGUCUAAUUACAUCUGAUAUUCCUGGAUUUCAUUCAUGCAAUACUGUCUGUUCCUUUCCUGUUCAUAAUGCAUUGUUCCUUUUCCUAUAUUCAUUUUUGUGUGUUAUAAGUUGUACAUAACAUUUUUCCAGGUAACUUAUUAAAUGCUUUUGUAACAAA
Messenger RNA from Anguilla anguilla (European eel), 1387 nucleotides. Its product is annotated as C-C motif chemokine 3-like 1. Gene Ontology annotation, molecular function: CCR chemokine receptor binding; chemokine activity. Gene Ontology annotation, cellular component: extracellular region. NCBI's taxonomy places the organism in Eukaryota, Metazoa, Chordata, Actinopteri, Anguilliformes, Anguillidae. The transcript has 3 exons. The record is from RefSeq and is a predicted model, not a curated record. The coding region runs from base 809 to 1135 and encodes 108 amino acids. Gene Ontology annotation, biological process: cellular response to type II interferon; cellular response to tumor necrosis factor; G protein-coupled receptor signaling pathway.